Messenger RNA from Athalia rosae (coleseed sawfly), 786 nucleotides. RefSeq names its product SIFamide-related peptide (gene SIFa). The record is from RefSeq and is a predicted model, not a curated record. NCBI's taxonomy places the organism in Eukaryota, Metazoa, Arthropoda, Insecta, Hymenoptera, Athaliidae. The transcript is spliced from 3 exons. Bases 25 to 396 code for a protein of 123 amino acids.
AAUAUCGCUGAAUAUCUGUUUCUAAUGGAAGCGUUUAUUUGCACACCACCCUUAGGGGGUAUAAAAGCCGACGGUUUAGCUCCAAAGGCAUCAGUACAUCGAAUUCCUUCGAACAAACAACUUCUCCUUUCUUUAACAAAGUAUCAAGUCAGGUUAAAAAUUAACCCACCAACAAUCGUCAAAAUGGUUUCCGUCCGAGCUUUCAUCGUCCUCCUCAUCGCCGCCGUUAUCUUCAGCGUUGACGCAUACCGCAAGCCACCCUUCAACGGAAGCAUCUUUGGAAAACGCUCCGGCACCGCGAUCGAUUACGAAAAUACCGGCCGCGCACUUAACGCCAUGUGCGAAAUUGCCAGCGAAGCUUGCGGCUCGUGGUUCCCUCAGCAAGAGUCCAACUGAAGAUAACAAUAACGUGUAAAAAAAACAACGCAACCCUACGUACAUCCCCGCUGCAAGAAGAGAACACCCCAGCUUAUCGACGCUACCAGAAUUAUCGAUUCGAAUCAAUUUUCCUUCCAUUAUUCUUUUUUUUUUUUUUGGUUCUCUUUUCGAGUGCCAGAUAUUAAGCAUGCACGUUUUCCGAGCUUCAGGGGGUACAUAAGUUUCUAAUAUUAUAAAUCAAUAACUACAUCUAUUAUAAGUAGCAUACUCAUUUUAUAUGAUGAUUGUGUGCAAGUACCGUAAUUGUGAAACAGAAUAUUGCCGCAGCUUCGGAUUUGUAUUACUCAAUUAACGAUUACGAUAUCUUGUACAACUAUGAAUUGUAAUAAACGAACAAUGUAAUCCGAA